AUGAAUCCUCCUUAUCCUCUCCAGUCACUAAGUAAAUAUUCAGCAAUAAUAAUUGAGUUUCAAAGGAAAUACUAUCAGAGAGAGAACAUGAGCUUUGAAAAUGAAAUGGACAGUGAAUCGGAGAGAGAACCAUAGCACUCAAUCAAUUCAUCCUAACUGAAAGAAGAUGAUGACAAGUUAGAUAAUGAACUUUAGCAAAGUGGCAACGAAUUCAUUAUUAAGGAGGAUGGUUUUGAAGAUAUUAAAAAGUCCUCUACUUUAUUUAAUCAGGUAAGAGUCUCAGAGUUCAUAUCACUCUACUUUUCGAUGACUGCUGUAGCGUUGUCUGUAAUUGCCUAUGAAAAGGACUAUUACAAUCUACUUAAUGACAUGCCGAAUGAUCAUAUUGACUCUAUCAAUGUGUCUAUUAUAAUGUGGGUUGCUUUUGUUUUCAACAUAAUGCUGUUCAUUUCUAUAAUACUCAGACAUUACAUCUACUUUAAGUGGCUGCAUUCUAAGAAAAUGGUGACUUAAUAUGACACACUUAGAAACACUGGCCAAUGGAAAAUCAUAGUCAAGGAAAUCUUAGUUUGUAUGAUUAUGCCUUAUCCAUUUUUAAACACACUUACCUAUACUGAAACAUGGGUAAAAGGAGAUACUUAUGUUAUAAAAUUCAAAUGGAACUACAUCUUAUUCUCGUUUAUGACAUUCACUAGAAUAUAUUAGAUUAUAAAGUGUACUCUUCUCAUGACCUAUUGGCUGUCACCCAGAGCCUAGAGAGUUUGUCAUAUGUCUGGAUGCAAAGCUGACUAUAUGUUCGCUGUCAAAUCUCUAAUGAAAGCACAGCCAUAUACUGUAUUGGUGAUAUCACUCAUAGUAAGUGUGGGCUAGAUGGGUUACUGCCUCAGAAUAUUCGAAAGACCAUUGUCAAAACCAUCAGGGUAAGAUUUCGGCCUCAUGUCUAAUACAAUCUGGAAUGUUCUGGUUACUAUGACUACUGUAGGCUAUGGAGAUUAUUUCCCUAAGACUAAUAUGGGGAGAAUAAUAGGUUUGAUUAUAGCAUUUUGGGGAGUUUUUAUUGUCUCCUUAUUUGUGGUUUCACUCUCUAAUAUGUUUGAGUUUGAUGGAGGAGAAUUAAAGGCAUUUACUUUGAAUGAAAGACUAUAAGCUAAAGAAGAUUUAAGAGUAGAGGCAUCUAAUGUACUCAGCAGUGCAUAUAGACAAAGGCAAGUUAUCUAGAAAAAUCCAAAUGACAGAGCGUAAAUACUGAGUGCAUUUAGGAACUUCAGAAAAUAUAUGGUGAGAUUCCAGUCAAUUGCCAGAUAAAUCAGAGCAUUCAGCUAGCAUGAAUCAGAGGUAAAGGUGCUUGGUAAGGAGAUUGAAGAGUUAAUGGAGAACAUUAUGAAACUCCAAGAAGAUUAGAAAGAGCUGCAAGAGUUGUUUAAGAGUUUCAAAAAGAAAACUGAGAAUAUGACCUUUAGAUCAAUCCAAAGUUCACAGUGA
This is a messenger RNA of Stylonychia lemnae, 1482 nucleotides long. Lineage: Eukaryota; Ciliophora; Spirotrichea; Sporadotrichida; Oxytrichidae. The record is from the annotation of a GenBank genome assembly.